Molecule: messenger RNA, 3579 nt
Organism: Effrenium voratum
Lineage: Eukaryota; Dinophyceae; Suessiales; Symbiodiniaceae
Source: the annotation of a GenBank genome assembly
AUGGCACGUAAGCCCUUGGAAUUCUUCGACGACCUCACCAAGCGGCCGCCGCCGCAGCUGGGGGCUUUGCGUGGAGGGGGCUACGCGGCUGGAUUUCCCUGCCAAAGCUACAGCACGCUUGGGAAGUGUGUUCUGCGCACAGUAAAGCUCUCGCAGCCACGCUUUGCUGUGCUCGAGAAUGUGGCCGGGCUGCUCCCACAUUUGGACGGUGUGAAGAGGAUCAUGAAGCGGGAGGUGGCGAGCGACUACCACUUGAUUCUGGUUACGCAUGGCCUCGAGUCCUCUUCGACGAUCCAGAGCAUCCUCGCCCCGUACAUGAGAGGCAGCCUGCUGAGUGUGCGGGAGAUGGCCGUGCUGAGAGCAGUCGGCAUGAAGCGGGUCGACAAGCAGACGUUUUUCUGCGACGUGUCACAAAGUGCCUUGCACGGCUACCCGAUCAAGGAGGGCCUUUUCAAGAUCCCCCAGAAUGUCAGCGAACACGGCUUGCGGAACUUGGUUGGGAACACACAGCAUGUUGUUGCGGCUGGCGCCGCGUUGGCAGUGGCCAUGGGCUACACGUCUGCAAAGUCUGAUCCCACCAGAAAGCAUCACGCCAGCACGUUCGUGCACUUGAGGGCUUCGUUCGGCCUGCUCCAAGUGGUGUCCACAUCAUGGAGCCCGCAGAAGGCCGCGAAGAAGAAGAAGCCAUCAGGCGCAAAGAAGGUCGCCAAGAAGGCAUCGCAGAAGAAGUCAUUGCUGAAAAAGACAUCGCAGAAGAAGUCCGCCCCAAAGCAGGUCGCCGUGAAGCAGCACGAGCUCUCCACCUUGAAAGCGCAGACUGAGGAGAUUCAGAAGUCCUGCUCGGAUUUGGAGCACACGAAGAGCUCCCGUCGCAAGAUGCUGGAGGACCGCACGGCUGCCUUGGAUGUGGCCCGAGCGCGCGCGCAAGACCUGGAGGAGGAGCUGACAGGCACCGAGGGGCAACUGGCCAAAGCAGCAGACGAGCUGGAAAGAUUGCAGCAGGAGGAGGGAGCCCGCAGCCGAGAGAUCGAGGAAGCCAGGCUGAAGCUCGGAGAGGUCCAGCGAGAGAUGAUGACCAUUCAGGCGCAGGCCAAGCCGUCCAGGGCCGACGAACUGGAGGCCACUUCCAAGACCUUGUCGGCGGAGCUGCUGAGGGCCUCCCAAGAGCAGGAGGCUGCGGAGGAGGAGCAGGAGAAGCUGCGUGCGGAGCUGGAGGAGAGCGAGCAGAUGCUGCAGCAAGCGCAGGCAGAAGUGGAUGCGCUGACAGCCGAGCAGGAGGUCGCCCAAAAGGAGGUCGAGCAGCUGACCCAGCAUAUCCAAGAGAUCAAGAGCCGCGAUACUGCAGGGAGGAUCAAAGAGCUACAGCAGAGCCUGGAGGCGAACAGCCAGGAGUUGGAUGCCACAAGAGGGCGCGUCACCACCAAAGCGUUGGAGCUUGAAGCGCUGAAGCAGGUCCAGGACGAAGAGGAGCAGUCGCUGCGGCAGGAGCUGGCAGCUGCACAGGUGGCCAGUGAGGAGAGCAGCCGGCACUCGCAGCGGCUGAGCGCUCAAGUCCAGGAGCUGGAGAUGAGGCGGGCGCAAAGCUGUGAGGCCUUAGCAAAGACGGAGUCCGAGAAGGAGGCCUACGCGAAAGAAGUCGACAAGGUCCAGCGCGAGAAAGAGAGAUACUUCCAGGACAACGAGUUGGUGCUUCAGCGCCUUCUCUCCGAAGCCUCGGAGGCGCGUCAGAAGCUGUCCCCGCGGCGGCAAAGCAACAGCCAGGAGGCCAUGCGCUUGCAGCAGGAGCUUCAAGCAGAGGCACAACGCUGCUCGGCGCUCCGGGAGGAGUUAGCGGCGAGGCAAACUGCCGAGGCCUACCGCCUAGGGCAGUUGGCAAGCACUGGGGUGGCAGCAAGCUUGGAGGAAUCCGUGCAGCAGAUGGGUGGGGAAUUGGCCAAGGCACAGGAUUUGACCCGGAAACUGCGGCGGCAGGAGGAGGAAGUUCAAGGAGAUCUUGUUCGGAUGAAGGAGCGCAUCAAGGCUACCAAGGACAAGCUGCUUUACCAGGAGGAACACCUGAAGCUUCAGCUGGACACCUUGCUGCAGCUGGACGCGCAGAGAACCAAGUCCGAGGAGGAAGUGGAGCUCUUAACGCUUGGGCUUCAUCGCCAGGAGGAGGAGAACUCAGUCCUGGAGGAGGCCAACGAGCGAAUCCUGCAGGAGGUUGCCAAGCGGUAUGGCGGCUCUUUGGAAGAAUGGGCUGGUGAAUCCUACGCGGCCCAGGUUGCCACGGAGGUGGCCCGCUUCCUGGAGGAGAUCGACCAGUGGAAGCGGAAGAGUGAGCAGGUCCGGCGCCAGCGCACCGGCGAGGUGAGCAGGCGCAACCAGCAGCACGAGGUGGCCGUGCAGACAAUGCAGCAGCGCAUAGACAAAUUGCAGAAGGAGAUCAUUCAGAGUGAGAGGAAUGCCAAGUCCUGGGAGGAGGAGAAGUCUCGCAGGAAGGGGCCUACAUCUGCCAUGCAUGGCCUGGUGAUCUUCCAAAGGCCUUUGGCCCGCCACCAUGAGCGGCGAAAGGCCUUGCUGAUCGGGGUGAACUACGCCAACUCCCACGCGCCCCUCAAGGGCUGCGUCAAUGACGUGUGGAACCUCCAGUGCUUGCUGCGGCACACUCUCCAGUACACCUCGGAACAGCUGCGCAUUUUGGUGGAUGGCUUCGAUGGCCGACCAAGGCCGGAGAGGAUGCCUACCAAGGCAAAUAUCCUGGCCUCGCUGGAGUGGCUGGUGGCGGAUGCCCGCCCAGGCGACCAGCUGCUGCUGGUCUUCUGCGGCCACGGGGCGCAACACCCCCGCUCCCCGGGCUCGGAGAAGUGUGAGAGCUACCUGGUGCCCUCAGACUUCGCAGAGGACUUGCCCUCAGGCUUCUUCGAGGCCCUUCGAAGCAGCUCGCAGGCGCCAAUGGCCAUGGACACUACAGCGCCCUACGCAGGAGGCACGCUUCCGCCCGAGGAGCUGCAGAGAUAUGCCGCUGCUGCCCAGAAGGCCCUAGGAGGCUCCCGCAGCGGCUACCGCUUGGUGUCCAUGCUGGAGGUGCACGACUUCAUCAGCCGCCUGCCAAAGAGGUGUUGCGUGACGGUCAUGUUUGAUGCCUGCUACGCCAUCCUGCCGGGAGCGGGCCCUGAGAGCAACUCUCCGGCCACCUUCCGAAAGGUGGAUCGUGGCCUGGUGGAGUACCAAAAGCUCAGGGACUUCAUGAGUCGGCCCAGGUUUCUGGAGCUGCCGCCACUGCCGGUCCAGCACACUCCGCCCCAGCUGCCGCGGACCACCCACUUCCUCGCUUGCACGCUCCAUUGCUUCUCCGGGUGCAGGCUGAAGGAGUGGUGCGCCGAGUUCCCCAUCGAGGGCACUGUCCAGGGUGCUUUCAGCUGGGCCUUCCUGAAGGCCCUGGCGCAGGGCCACUUCCACGUGGGGGUCUACCAGUUCCAGCAGAUGAUGACCAACAUCUUGCUGAGCCUCAAGGGCCAGUUCAAGCACGUUGACCAGCAGCCAGUGCUGCAGCUGUCUGCAGAUGCCAGCCUUCAGGACGUGGUGCUGUGGACGUGA